AUUUUUGGGUCGACACCAUCUCCUCUCUCCCUAGCUCCGACUCCGGAAUAGCAACGUCGUCGGACAGUCACAUUUCAGGCUAGAAGAGAGAGAAAAGUGCGAAGGCCAACGCCAGAUCUAGUGGAAUUUGGCUUUGACGUGAGAUUUGGCGGCUCAACAUUUCAAUCCGAAAUAAAUAAUCGUCUCUUCUUCGCGAAUUCUCUAGCAGAUCUGCUGUUAUUUACGUGUCCUGCUCUUAUUUACGUGGUUCCCUAUUCACGUUGUUGUCUCACUACUUCUCUAUGCUACUGCUCUUCAUCUUCAUACAAGAAUAAAUAGCAUAUAUAUGGAGGAUAAAGCAAGGAUCGCAGACAAUGGAAUUUCAGAUUUCACCUAUCGCCUUCCGCUAGGUCAACGAUCGAUUCUCGAUCGAUACGAAAUGGAGGAUAUUUCAUCCGAGAUCUCGUCGUCCUCAUUUUCUGCUCCAUCGACCCCUCCUUUGCCUCCAUCCUCUACAUCUUCCGCUGGGACUUAUGCCAUCGGCGCCGGUGGAAUCCGUUACAUUGUUCAUCGUGUCACUAUGAUGGAUACACUGGCAGGCGUCGCCAUCAAAUACGGGGUUGAGGUAGCAGACUUAAAGAGGAUAAACGGGCUUGUAACAGACCGACAAAUGUUUGCGCAUAAGACACUUCAUAUACCACUUCAAGGGAGGCACCCACCAUCUCCUCAUUUAUCCAAUGGUUCUGAACCAGAUAAUAAUGGAUUGAGCAAUUCAGAGCAGACUCCUGUUCGCCGGAGGAACUCCGAUCUGUUUGAGACAUUCCAGUCGCUAAAACUGACUUCAUCUUCUUCGGCACCAAAUCAAAAAAUGUCAUCAGCCAUGAACAGCUUACAAGGUUACUAUGGCCUUAAUCCAUCUGGAAGUUCGUCUUCUUCUCCUUACAACCCACCAUUAACUCAUCAUCGUAAAUCAAAAAGCUUAGCAAAUGGAUUAUGCGAAAAUGGUGAACCCAAUGCUGAAGCAGAUAAACGAUCAUCAGGCGAGAAAUUAUUCCGAAGAAGACAAAAAUCCGAAACUGACUUCACCACUUCCGAUGAUAACAGCUCAGGUGGUGGUUUUUCAGCCACAGCUGGAAAGGGUUUGGCCUUAAGAUCGAAACCAACUAACCGAACUUCAUCUGGCUUUGAUUCCGAAGCUGGUUGGUCAAAUCCAGUUCCAUCUGGUUUCAGCGAUUCUCCAUUGGUCGAUGAUGCGGCGGCGACUGGCGGUAGGGCCGCAGGGAGGCGUCGCGCCUUUCUUCAAUGGGCGGCGUCUUCGGAAGGCGGAAGGGCGUCUUCAAUGGACGACGUCUUCUUCUUCUUCGUCGUCUUCAAUCGGAAGGGCGGCGUCUUCGGAAGAAAGGGGGCGGCGGCUGAAGGUGGAGAAGACUAG
Messenger RNA from Impatiens glandulifera, 1411 nucleotides. RefSeq lists its product as uncharacterized. The record is from RefSeq and is a predicted model, not a curated record. NCBI's taxonomy places the organism in Eukaryota, Viridiplantae, Streptophyta, Magnoliopsida, Ericales, Balsaminaceae. The transcript is spliced from 4 exons. Bases 326 to 1411 code for a protein of 361 amino acids.